Molecule: messenger RNA, 903 nt
Organism: Serendipita indica DSM 11827
Lineage: Eukaryota; Fungi; Basidiomycota; Agaricomycetes; Sebacinales; Serendipitaceae
Source: the annotation of a GenBank genome assembly
AUGUCUUCUUCAUCCACAAAGGCAGUCGUGGCACCUCUUCCGCCACCAACAACCUCUAUAUUUCAGCCGGACCUCUUCAAGGACAAGGUCCUCUUCUGCACGGGCGGAGGUUCGGGAAUAUGCAAAGUCAUUGUCAAAACCAUGAUGGAACUCGGAGCGAAUGCAGCCAUAUUAGGCCGAAACGCCGUCCGCCUCGAGGCCGCCGCAGCAGAGAUGGGCCGUGCUACCGGAAGGGAAUGUAUCCCCGUUCCCGGAGACGUGAGAAGGUACGCCGAUCUCGAGGCGGCGGUGGCAAAAACCGUUGAACGGUUUGGGAGGAUUGACUAUGUCGUCUGUGGUGCCGCUGGAAACUUUCUGGCACCCAUCUCCGGUCUCUCCUCCAACGCAUUCCGAACCGUCGUUGAGAUUGAUACCAUUGGCACAUAUAACACUGUCAAGGCAACACUCAAUCACGUUCGUGCUACCAGGGGCUCGUACAUUCACAUCUCGGCCACCCUUCAAUAUCGUGGUACACCUUCCCAAGCACAUGUUGCCGCUGCAAAGGCCGGUGUUGACGGAAUCAGUCGUGUUCUGGCUGUAGAAGAGGGACCAAGAGGUGUACGAAGCAACGUAAUUGCCCCGGGACUCACUGAUAGCACAGAGGGGAUUAGCAGACUUGGUGCUCGAAAGUCUGAUGGGUCCGUCGAGACAGGCGAAUCACUAGUCCCUCUCCAACGACUCGGCAAGUCGAUCGAAAUCGCACAUGCUGCCGUAUUUCUCUUCUCUGAAGCAGCCAACUUUAUUACGGGACAGGUUCUCGCCGUCGACGGAGGCUCAGAGCACACUCGUUCCACUCCUUUGCCCUAUCCCAUCAGCGUACUAGACCCCGAGGGUGUCAAAUCGAUGAUUCGCGGCAAGCUGUAG